UUGGGAUUUAUUUUCCUCUGCGGCAAAGGCCACUUUGUAAGGGGCCCUUAUUUAUAGAAAAAUUAAAUUCUAUCCCUUUAAUUCCCAAUUCCGACUAAACCCAAUGACCGGGUAAAGCUAGGUGCGUGUACCUUGUCCUCCUCUUGUCACAUCAACGCCAACGGCCGCAAGCAUCCAACAUCAUCGGAAGGCGAAAAUCUUGCACAAUCGUCAGCGGAGCCGUUGCCCAGGAAAUAAAGAACCUCCCGCAGGAUGGCAGAAGCAAUGGUUGUGGAGGACCGCCCCGCGGAGGCCAAGCGAUUCUUCUGCCACAUGUGCAACGUAGAGAUCAACAUUCCCAACUCGGACUUCACCUGCCCGCUGUGCGCCAACGGUUUCGUGGAGGAGCUGCCGGCAAAUGCGCCAGAGGUGGAUUCUUCGUCGGCUGGAGCAUCCGGCAGUGUCAGAUCCGGAAGCAGCGGCAGUGGCUCUUCUGGCUCACACGACACCCUGAGCAGAGGCAGCUCCUCGAGCGGAUCUCAGGUGAAUGUUGAGUCGCUGCGUAACGAUAUUGUGUCGCUGCUAAACAUGCGGAAUGUGCCCAAUUUGGAGAUUACCAUCGAGCCAAACAGACGGCACAGCAAUGUCCUGCAUCUAGGCGGCUUUGCCGGCCCCUCGGGUAGUGACUCUGCCCGCGGCCUGACCGCCGGCGGACGAGUGCGUCCGGCCAAUUUGGACCGACUGGACAAUGUUCUCUUUGAUUUUCUGCAGAGCCUGCCACUGGCCGGCGCCACGGCCGAAAUAGUAACUGGACCCGGUGGAGGAGGUGUAGGCGGAGGCGGUAACUCGCACAUGUUCUUCAUGGGCAACCCGGGAGAUUAUGCGUGGGGCCGCGAGGGACUAGACACCAUUGUCACCCAAAUGCUCAACCAAAUGGAAACUUCAGGACCGCCGCCGUUGUCGGCGCAGCGCAUAAACGAGAUACCCAAUGUGCAGAUCAGUGCCGAGGAGGUAAACCGCAAGAUCCAGUGCUCUAUAUGCUGGGACGACUUCAAGAUUGACGAGACGGUACGCAAGCUGCCCUGCUCGCACCUGUACCACGAGAACUGCAUCGUGCCAUGGCUAAACCUGCACAGCACCUGCCCCAUCUGCCGCAAGUCACUGGCAGACGAUGGCAACGAUGCGGACGACGAAUUUGUCAUGCUCGAUGCCUUUGGCCCAGAGAUGGCGGCCGAUGGCAGUAAUUCCGCCAGGAGAUCGGCCAGCACCGCCACAGGAACGGAGAAUCCCUCGCCGGCUAAUUCCAGCCAGGCAGCGGCGGAAGGUGGCCGAACACGUCCGGAUGCUAAUCCCGCCCAGGCAGCACGCAACAACAUCUUUACCUUUGACGACGACAACAUGUUUCUGGACUAGCUGGUAGGACGAAGCUAAAUCGAAGUGGAGCGAUGAUCGAUUGAUAUUCAAAAUUAAGCCAAAUAUUGGCCGCAAAUAUAUUUAUAAUAGUUUCUCCUCACGCUUAAUUUUGUUGUUGUUCAAAAUUACUAUUUGUAAUAAACAAAACGGGACAUACGAUUCCGUUGGCUCUGCAAAAAUCAA
This is a messenger RNA of Drosophila mauritiana, 1575 nucleotides long. It is a transcript of the gene Iru, whose product is annotated as E3 ubiquitin-protein ligase Iruka. NCBI's taxonomy places the organism in Eukaryota, Metazoa, Arthropoda, Insecta, Diptera, Drosophilidae. The transcript has a single exon. Gene Ontology annotation, molecular function: ubiquitin protein ligase activity. Gene Ontology annotation, cellular component: nucleoplasm; cytoplasm. The coding region runs from base 253 to 1392 and encodes 379 amino acids. Gene Ontology annotation, biological process: ubiquitin-dependent protein catabolic process; positive regulation of DNA-templated transcription; protein ubiquitination. The record is from RefSeq and is a predicted model, not a curated record.